UCAGAGCGGAACUGAGCACUAGGGCCGUUUUCCUCUCGGGCGGGUGAUGGUUGUUUGGUCCAGCUUCACUAUAAACACUCAGCACAGCGUUUCCCCCUGAUGAGGGCGAUGCGGAAUCGCCGGUAGACUGAACCCGUCCGGUCUGUGUGUUUACAGCGGCGUCAUGGAGGCGGGCUCGGUGGGCUCGGUGGAAGGGCGGCAGACAGCACUCCCUCUUUCUGCUCUGCGCCUUGUGGUGCCACCACUGCGACUAAUGUCUGCGUUUUUGUGGCAAGUGGUUCAACGGUGCAAUGUAACACAAUAUGGAAAGUUUGAGCAGUUUGUUAUGAUGGUGUCAGAAACGGUUCCAGACAUCAUGAGUCAGAACCUGGUUAAUAAACUGAUCUUCCACCUACGAAAAAAGGUGAUUAUAGAGCUUUGUCUUAAGGAUGAAACACCCGAUGUCUGGAUAAUUCAAGCACAUUUGGACACACUUCGCAAUCUUACUCUUAAUUGCAGAGAUGUGGAAAGUGAAAUCAUGAAUACUAAAUUCAUUAAGAUGAUUCAUAACAUUUUGGAGGACACAGUCAAAAGAGAGACCUUUAUUCAGAAUGUGUUUCCUGCUGAAUAUGGUGCUGGAUUUGAUGCAGUGUUGCAGAGCUUAGCAUGGGAGUUCCUGAGAAGAGUAGAUGAACUACUACCAGUACCAAACCUUAAAGAGACGGCCACGUGGUUAUGUGGUGGCCUGGCUGCAAUGGAGGAUAUUGUGCAGCCGCUCUCUGACCCAGCAGAACUAAGGGAUGUGCUACAGCACUUUACAACCAAGAGACAAAGCAACGUGAAUGCAUCCACCUAUUCAACAAAGGAUGUUGUUUGCUUUCCCCACUUGACUGGUGAUGGGUCAAUCUUGGCUUCUGCCUCCAUUAAACAGGAGCCCGUCUUUGAAGAGGAAGUCUCCCAUUCUUCAUCUGUUGCACAAGAGUCAAUCAUCAUUGCACAAGCAAUGUCUGAAAACCAGUCAGAGUCUGACCGUGCUGCCGCCACUAUAAUGAGCCCCGAACCCAGCGACACAGAGGAAGUGGAACCUUUGGUGGACAACAUCGCAGUAGCCACUACUGUUGGGGAUGAGGAUGAAUUACAAGAGGAAACAGUUUACCAAGAAAGCAAUGCAGAGGUUUGUGAAGUCCAGCAAAUUUACCUCACAGCAGAUGGCUCCACUGUAAUAGUUUCAGAACUUGACAACGGGGGAGAUGAGACCACACAGCUGCAGUUUCUUGAACAGUCAGAAGCAGAGCAGAGUCCUGAAAUAAGGGAAAUUAGUGUUGAGGAGUGGAUCUCAGAAAUGGCAGGAAGGGUAAUUUCACUUCCAUCCGUGUCCCCGUCAACUCCUGUGGAGGUGGUUGAAGAGGAGACAACAUAUGUCCCCAUCAUUGAAAGACCGCCGUCUAUAAAGACAAUCAUUAAUAGGAAAAGCGUACCCAUUCAGACAACUCCAGGUAGAAAGGUGUUGGCAGUGCCCUAUCAGGUGAAACAAGACGAAGCGAAAAGGAACCAUGUGUGUGUCGUGUGUAAGAAGGAGUUCCGUUACGAUUGCCAGCUGAAGAACCACAUGCGAACACACACAGGUGAAAAGCUGUUUCAGUGUUCGGAAUGUGGCAAAAGUUUCCGGUGUCUAAGUUUCUUAUCCAGUCACAUUAAAACGCACUCACUCACCAGACCCUUCAAAUGCAUGCUAUGCUCCAAAACCUUCCGCAAGAAAGCAGACCUCAUCAAGCACACUCGUGUUCAUACGGGUGAGAAACCAUACAAGUGCAACAUUUGCGGGAAGAGCUUUUCACAAGGCUCGUACCUGAAGAUCCAUCAGGAGUGCCAUACUUCUGAAAGCCUCCACCAGUGCCCACACUGCGACAAAUGCUUCCCCACCGCUUUCAAGCUCUCUGUCCAUAUUCGCUACCACUCCUUGGCACGCUCUUACCAGUGCAACGUGUGCGGCAAGAGCUUCAUCUACGCCAGCCUUCUGAAGAGGCACAAAGGGUAUCACGUUGGGGAUCGCAAGUACCUGUGCUCUGUGUGUGGCAAAUCCUUUGUGUACAUGUUUGAUUUGAAGAAACACCUGCGUAACCAUCAGAGACCCCGCAUGCAGAUCCCAUGCACCCUCUGUAACAAGACAUUCGCCGGACCCGAAAUGUUACGGUGCCACAUGCGCAUUCACACGGGUGAGCGUCCCUUUAGCUGCAAGGUGUGCGGCAAAGCAUUCUCCCAGAUUGGCAACAUGAAGAGGCACGAACGUGUGCACACAGGUGAGCGGCCUUUCACCUGCAAGGAGUGCGGUAAAACCUACAAGCACUCCUCUCACCUGAAGACACACAUGCUUAAUCACACAGGCGAGCGACCGUGGCAGUGCUCCCAGUGCGGCAAGAGCUUCAAGUUCGCUGCGCCACUCAGGAAACAUGAGCAGACUCACCUGGCUGAGCAAGGGGAGCGCAGGGGCUAUGACCACAUGCGCAAAAGAAGCGAAACCAAAACCACAUCAUGAUCAAUGAGAAUGAGCACUUUAUUUUUUCAACCUCUCUGAUUGAGCUGGAACUUCUGUUUUAGGCUCAGUAUUUUGUUUUGAAACCUGGAUAAACCUGAAACCAAUCUAAUAUGAGCAGUUGAUAUAGGUCACAAAGAGGAGAAAGAGUUUAAAAAGAGGUAGAGCAGAUAUUGGAAGAGAAAAUGCAAAUGUGUAGCAGUGCGUACACAGCAGAAUUCUCUGACUUUGUAAUCUCAUGUCCUAAAAAAUCUACUCUGUGAAGUAGUAAACAGAUCUUCAAGCAAAUCAAGUCUGACCAGUACAUCUAUAUACUUUAUUUGAGUCUCAAAUAACUCCCAUCUAACUAUGUAGUGCACCAUGUGAGUCAGGAAAACGCGGCUUCUACACUCAGACAGGGUUCUGUAUGUCUUAUAGAAAACCAUGAAUACUGAGCCUGAGAUAUCAUGACUCUAGUUAACAUUUUGUUAGAUUGUAGAUUCUGCAGUUUCUGGAAUCAGGCAGUGCACUAUAUACAGAUUAGUAUAUAGAGUAUAUAGAGUCAGGUGGGGUUUGCAUUUGUACAUGCAUGGAAUUUAUACAGUCAGAGAUAGUGGUGUGAGCCAGGUACUUAGCAAGUAAAUGCAUACGUGGUUCACGUACAACAGAAAUAGUAUUUUAUUAAAGAAUUCUGCAGAGAUUCUUUGUAAGAGAGUGCUAUUGUACAUAUCUGUAUUUUCAUACUUUCUUAUUUUUGACAUUCUGACCUGGGAGCACAUGCAACAGUUCUGUUAAAGUUAAGUUCUGUUAUGGUUAAAGAGGAACUUUUGCCACUAUCAACAUUACUAAAAGCAGUGAUUAGGAUCGCAAUACUAGACAUUCACAUUAUGCUUAAUAAUGGCUCAAUUGCUGGUAAAUAGGAGUAAACAUUUAUUUACACGUUAUGUCUGGAAUUCUGAACCCUUUUGGAAACUCGUUUUUUUUGAGUUGUUAAUUUUACAUUAUAAAUUGAAAUACCAAAUCCCAGGGUAUCUAAUUUGUUAAUAAGAAGUAAAUAUGGUUAUAUUUGAUUUAUGGUUACAAUAUGUUUUAUUCAAUAAAUAAUUGCAUCAAA
Molecule: messenger RNA, 3605 nt
Organism: Astyanax mexicanus (Mexican tetra)
Lineage: Eukaryota; Metazoa; Chordata; Actinopteri; Characiformes; Acestrorhamphidae
Product: zinc finger protein 502
Exons: 7
Coding region: 164-2515 (783 amino acids)
Biological process (GO): regulation of transcription by RNA polymerase II
Molecular function (GO): RNA polymerase II cis-regulatory region sequence-specific DNA binding; DNA-binding transcription factor activity
Source: RefSeq, a predicted model, not a curated record